GGUCGCAGGGAGUAGAUCAUGGUUCCAAUCAUACCAGUCGUUGAGCGGAAACGAGUCGACCGCGAGGAAGACAUUGAGGUAGAGGUUGCCAACGACGACUCUUCGGGAUCUUCCGCUAUUGACAGCAUGCGUCCAGUGGUCCCUCUACCACGACGGAAGCGUCGGAGGCGUACCAUCGUCGACGCCUUCCACCACAUUAACCUCACCAGUCGCAAGAAUGGGGAGCAGCGCCAGUGUGAGAAAGAAGAUGGCGAUGCAGACUCAUCGCAAGCUGUCGCCAAGUUCGAAGCCAGCGACGUCGAUGUAUACUCCACAACAAGUAGCCUGGAAGAUGAGUAUGAGGAUGACGAGGACCAGGAUGAUCGCCUUCUUUCGGACCGAGACGAAAACGAACGAAACGUUCUUUUAGAGCUAGUUUUCGGGCCCACCGCUCCCGGACUGGCUCCCAAAAACCCUGUGGACUUGAAACUGCAAGAGUUGAUACGCCAAUCGUUGCAGCAACAGCAUCAAGUUCCGCGGAGUCUUUGCGAUGGAGGAGAAGAAGAAACGCAAGAUGAUAUGAACAUCGAUGCCGUUUAUAGUAGAUCGGCAUUCUCUGAAUCACGUCAAGGCGCAGACUCCAUACGGCGAUCCAACUCGCUCCCAAAUUUGUUCGUGCAUGAGUCGACGGUGGAAGAAAUGGAUAUUUCCGACGAUCUAUGA
Molecule: messenger RNA, 702 nt
Organism: Phaeodactylum tricornutum CCAP 1055/1
Lineage: Eukaryota; Bacillariophyta; Bacillariophyceae; Surirellales; Neidiaceae
Exons: 1
Coding region: 19-702 (227 amino acids)
Source: RefSeq, a predicted model, not a curated record